This is a messenger RNA of Helobdella robusta, 399 nucleotides long. RefSeq lists its product as hypothetical. The coding region runs from base 1 to 399 and encodes 132 amino acids. Lineage: Eukaryota; Metazoa; Annelida; Clitellata; Rhynchobdellida; Glossiphoniidae. The transcript has 4 exons. The record is from RefSeq and is a predicted model, not a curated record.
AUGGUGGACUUUGGUGUCAGAACCAUACAAGAAACAGUUAUACAAAAGUCUGACAUCUCAUCCGCUUAUUCAACUACCUACAAAUACAUUAGCGGUCGCAAGUCCAUCCUUCCUUCGGAUAAUUUCGACUGCGAAGGAAGCAUCUCGCCUGCUUUCAUUUCUAAUGCUUUUCACUACUAUCGUAAUGAUGAAGAGGAUAUUGAAGACGACGAUGAAAGUUUUGAAAAUAGUUCAGAAGCUGGCAAGACAAGGACAUUAAAACUUCUGGUAUACAGCGAAACUAUUGCUCGGAUAUUUCUGCCAGCAACUUGCCUAAUGCUUUUUAUUUUGAAAAAGAUUAUGACGAAGACGACUAUGAAGGCAUCAAAGCCCUCCGUCUGGUCAUUCUACACCAUGUAA